Molecule: messenger RNA, 1420 nt
Organism: Zea mays
Lineage: Eukaryota; Viridiplantae; Streptophyta; Magnoliopsida; Poales; Poaceae
Exons: 7
Coding region: 86-1270 (394 amino acids)
Biological process (GO): regulation of transcription by RNA polymerase II
Cellular component (GO): nucleus
Molecular function (GO): protein dimerization activity; RNA polymerase II cis-regulatory region sequence-specific DNA binding; DNA-binding transcription factor activity, RNA polymerase II-specific
Source: RefSeq, marked provisional
GGAGUAUAUAUGCACCGUAUUCUUCGGUACGACGCUUGACCUGGACGACGCCUCUAGCUAGCUAGCUAGCUAGCAAACCGACCCCAUGGCAGACGAGUGGUGGAGCUGCACGCGUGCUGCCGACGACGACGACGACGCCGGUGGCUCGCCCUGCUCCACAGCCCCGGCAACAACGGACCAGCUCGACGCUGCCGACGAGCCGGCGGCGACGAGCACUGCCUCGAUCGAUUUCCGGCGGCCAACCUCAUUAUUGCACGUCGUCCGCCACGCUGCCGUCCCGCCAUCAUCCCCCUUAAUCCUCGCCGAUCCACCCCAUCAUAUCGACGACUGGACGCAAGCCUACUUGUGCGGGAGAGCGCCGCUCGCGGCGGCGGCGGCGGCAGAGGCGAGCACAAGCCUCAGCGCGCUGCUCCAGCUCCACGGCGGCGACGCUGCUGGCCGCCACUUCCUGCUCGCCCAGCACCUCCACGGUGACGCUGCUGACAGCGCGGCGGCGCACGUGGCAGCAGCGUCGCAGAGCUCGGCCCUGUACGCCGCCGCCGGCAACCAGCCGUACUCCUCCAGCUACGGCGGCGGCGCGCCGGCGGCAGGAGCGCUGAUGGCCCAGCAGCCGCCGUUCCCUCAUCAGGACGAAUUCGAAUUCUCAUCCGCCAGCCUCUUUGUUGGCUCCUCGUCGUCGACGCGGGAUUCCGCCGGCGUGCCGGCGGCAGCGGCGCGGCGGCCCGCCGUGACGACGACGAAGCCGCUUCUCUUGCAGGCCUUGGAGCAAAAGGCUUUCGCGUUCCACUCCCAUCAUAAGGAACGUACACGACAACACGACGCUUCCUCGGCGACGACAGCAAGUGCUCCCGGCUCGCCUGCGCCGGCGAAGAAGCCCCGGGUCGUCGCGACGCCGUCUCCUUUGCCGACCUUCAAGGUGAGGAAAGAGAAGCUCGGGGACAGAAUCACUGCGCUCCAGCAGCUAGUCUCGCCUUUUGGAAAGACGGAUACUGCAUCGGUUCUUCACGAGGCCAUCGAAUACAUCAGGUUCCUGCAUGACCAAGUAGCUUCCCUGAGCUCUCCCUACCUCGGGUGUGGGCGGCCCGUAGUGCAGCAGAUACAGCAACGACGACAGGCGAAGGACGACGGCGGCGCCGCGGCGAAGGAGGACCUGCGAAGCCGAGGGCUGUGCCUUGUCCCGGUGGCGAGCACUACGACUUAUGCAGUGGCCGCUGGUGGCGAGACGGCGCCGGAGUUCUGGCUCCCUAACUUUGGGGGCACACUACGGUAGGGACAGAGACAGAGACAUGAAUAUAGUAGCGUGGACAUGGAGAUCUUGGUAGCUAGCUAGGUCUCGUAGGCAUGUAUUUGUAGCUAAUAAGGCCGUAUUCUCAUGUCUGAUGCAAAAGCAAAUGAAUAAACCUGACCAGUCGAUCACACU